ACUUUUGAUUGCAAAUAAAGCAAACAUUGAAUGCAAUGACAGAUAGUUUGUGUCCAUCAAUGCGUUUGUCAUUAAUAUCGCUAUUAAUGACACUAAUUGUGAUUACAAAUGAUUGUAAUGCCAACGACUGUCUCGUUAGCCGAUCGGCUGCACUGACCGAUGAUAAGGACGUGUUUGUACCCGAAUGUACCAGAGAUGGACUCUUUGCGUCGGUUCAAUGUCACCGAAGUUCCGGGUAUUGUUGGUGUGUGGAUGUGAUGACCGGUCGACCCAAGAGUCGAACCACUACCCACAAUGGUUUGCCAAACUGUAAUAAUUCAGGUCGUCGAUCGGCAACUCGUGACUCUAACUCAAAGACCCGACGAAAGGACAAACGUUUGUGUAAUAGCUCUCAGAGAGUCUUAUUUAACACACAGUUGUUGGGCGUCUUUGUGUCGGAAAAUACUCGCAAAACUGGUCAUCAAAAUGAGUCGUCAAUAUCAGCAUCAAUUGAAUCCAAGUUCAAUGAAUUGGAUCUCAAUUUAGACGAAAAGAUCUCUAAACAAGAAACCAAAGAUUUGAUUCAAUUAAUCAAAAAGUUGUUCCCAUUAUUCCGGGUUUGCGCGCAACAGAUGUUCACAUUCUGUGACCAAAACAACGACUCUUUUGUAACGAAAGCCGAAUUUAAAGAAUGUCUUAACUUUGACUUUAGUUUUCGCGCUUUUCUGUCUCUAAAUUCAACAAAUGGUGGACACAGUUCAGCUGACACACAGACAUCGGCAAAGAAGGGAAAUGGCUUUCAAAAUCCAUUUGAACUGAACCAACACUCGUCACGAAAUGUCAAUGAAUCGCGACUCGACUGUUACAUAACACGUGCCAACGCUUUAGAGUCGAAAAAAGUCAAUCCAAACGGCGAACUGUUUAUCCCCGAGUGUACUAAAGAUGGCUAUUAUGUACGCGUCCAGUGCCACAAAUCCAGUGCAAAACCUGUGCCUUACUGUUGGUGUGUAUCACGAGUCUCAGGUCAGACCAUUAAGACAUUGCCGACGUCAGUGUCCAUUACUAAUGGAAAUCAAAACAAUUGUGAAUCGAUUAGAAAAGGUUGCGAUCAGAGGCGUCGCAACAAAUUUCAUCAAAAACUUCGUGAAUAUCUUGAAAAGGAUAACAAUUCGUGUCAAUCGGCUUUUGAUCGAAUGGACACUAAUCGAGAUAUGUUUCUGGAAAACAGUGAAUGGAAACAAUUUCGCCAAACGUGGCGAAAGACCAUUAAUUCUAGACUAAGAAAAUGUUUCAGAACUGAAAUCAAUUAUUGUGACCAAAACUAUGACAAAAAACUAUCUAAACAGGAAUGGGUUCAGUGCUGUCAACCAUUAGACUCGUACUCCAUGUCCUCAUCAUUUGGCAGCUCUUUAGCUAUUUCUGACGAUUUUGUUGGCCAACAACAACGGCCAAUGAGGACGAAUAAGAGAGGACCGAAUCCUUUCAAAACUAUCCUAAAAUCUGAGUGA
This is a messenger RNA of Oppia nitens, 1487 nucleotides long. RefSeq names its product SPARC-related modular calcium-binding protein 1-like (gene magu). Gene Ontology annotation, cellular component: basement membrane. The transcript is spliced from 5 exons. Lineage: Eukaryota; Metazoa; Arthropoda; Arachnida; Sarcoptiformes; Oppiidae. The record is from RefSeq and is a predicted model, not a curated record. Gene Ontology annotation, molecular function: calcium ion binding. Gene Ontology annotation, biological process: cell-matrix adhesion. Bases 36 to 1487 code for a protein of 483 amino acids.